GGGCUGUUCGUGUUUUCUUUGCUUAGGUAUCUAUCUAUUUAUCUAUCCCAUUGGUAUUUAUAUUAUUGUUGCUCUUACACUUUGUUGAUAUGCCACACUUAGUCCACCAUCGACGACGCCACUCCUGGCCAUAUUGCGGCCCUGGGACACAGCUACGUGAACGACGAAAUCUGCCGCUCGUCAUCGCUGAGCAGCAACGUCAGUUCGAACAGCAGUUCUUGACCCCGGUGGGUUCUGAGGAUUUGCUCGAGGAUGAUGCCGCAUCGGCGGGUAUUGUUCGUUCCAGGACUGCCCGUCCCCAUCGACGUUGGUACGCUCCAUGGGAUACAACUUCGCCUAGCGCCUCUGGGCAAGUCACAGACCAUCAUGCUGGAUCGGGAUCGGGGUCCCUCCGGAAAAUGAUCCGUCCACCUCUGGAUAAGGCCCGAUCACUCUUUGUGCUGCCGACCACGACCACUACUGGGGAAAGUGUGCUGGUUUCAUACUGGAUGCCCCAGGGAGCUCCUAUUUUGCCGCCUUCAGGUUCGAUCGCUGAAAGGGGGAGAGUUGCUGAUGUUAAAACCGGAGCUGGAUACCUGUCAGUUGAGCGAAACCAUCGGCGAUGCCAUUCAGAGCAGCCUCGGUCAUGGAAAAGGCCCAGCGCCACGUUGUGGCCACUGGAAGAAGAACAAUAACUGUAUGC
Messenger RNA from Aspergillus piperis CBS 112811, 682 nucleotides. RefSeq lists its product as uncharacterized. The transcript has 2 exons. NCBI's taxonomy places the organism in Eukaryota, Fungi, Ascomycota, Eurotiomycetes, Eurotiales, Aspergillaceae. Bases 90 to 674 code for a protein of 194 amino acids. The record is from RefSeq and is a predicted model, not a curated record.